GUUUCUAUAUACCAAGUCGAUUAUGUGACAAGGAACUAACUCUCGAAAUUAUGCUCAAAACUGGUGAUUAUUGAGCUGACGAUACCUGACGGGUAAGAACAUUUUAGACAUGGAUUGAGAGCAUGGUUGUUGAAGGUUUAAAAUCAGAAAUUAGACAACAUCACAUCUGUUGCAAAAAUGUCCCUACUGAAUAAAAAAGAGAGAGAAAUUACUCAACGUUCAGUCACAGAAAGUUUUAAACAUGAUACAGAGGAACAUAAUAAAGACUCAAGAGAAAAUGCUCUGGCAUUGUAGCUUGCAAUACCAUAACCCGUGAUGAGGGCUGGAAAAUAAGAUGGCUUGGUGUGGCAAACGGUCAUUUAUUUAUUCCUUGAAAACGAAUUUAUUUAUUCCUAGAAAUGAAAACGUCUGAGCCUUUUUUCUUGGUAUGUUUUAAGGCUGGGGCAAAUCUGAAAAGGUCCUCCUUGGCAGGGCUAUGAUUACAGAAACCAUUUUGGGCAAGAUAUGCUCCUUGGGAGGAGCCACAAUAAUUAGCUGCACUUGUUUAUUGAUAAAGAAUCAAUUUGGAAAACGAUACAGCCAGUUGCCCUUAGAACCUGGUUCUAAAGAAAAGACUCUUAUUGUGUACUUGAAUGCUAAAUAAACAUAACGGGUAAUAUUUGAUAACGCGUCUGAAAGUGCGAUUCAGGUUGCAGGAAAAUUUUUGUGUUAUCGUCAUGCAAGGUCAUAACCUGCGAUGUUGGCAGAUGCUGUAGAAUCGAGCAGAAUGACAUGUUCUGGUGCUAACACAGAAAUUCGACAACACAAUGGGUAUAUGUAGAUCGUUGUGCGAUUUUCACGGGAACGUAACAAUAGAAUAUCAUUAUUUUUCACAAAGUACCUAGAUCUCUUUCUCGGUGUCUAGGAACAGAAGCAGAAACACAGCUGACAAGAAGUGGCCGCUUAAGGAAACUGGCAUUUGAAAGGGCUUGGGGGAUUUUACGGCCGGAAAAAUCAGAAUUCAGUUUGUUUGAAAAAGCGGUUCAAGUGUUAAAGGUUUUGAGCACUUUGCCAACAGCUGUCCAUUUCAAGUUUGUCAAAGAUUAAAACUGACAUUGAUGUUAUGUAGCCAUUGUUCUGCUGCCAUUUUUGCAUUCAAAAUCGAUAGUAAAUAAGAGCUGUUGGGAGAAACUGAAACCUAAGAUAAGGCAAAGAAAGCUAGGAAGUAUGGAUGACGUUGAGUUUGAUACACCUGGAGAAUAAUUGCUUUGUUUCACUUUGUGAGUAAGUAAGAAUGUCGGCGUGCAAAUCUGGCCCGCAUGUUAACACGUUUGCUUCGAUUAGUAGGAUUCGCAGAAAUUAACAUAAGGAAAGCAAUACUUCAGUCAAGAACGGGCUUGCUCAAACGGAAAGUGAAAUCAUUUGCAUCUGCAUAUGAGCAAAGGAGGAAGCUCAUUCUAUAGUAACAUGGAGAUAGAAAUAACAGCUCACAAUUCGUUAGGCCCGAUGAGCUUAUGUGUAAUGUAGAAGAUAGCAGUAAAAAAUGAUUGCCAAUAACGCAUCUAUGACGGCGCCAUUGCAAGCAGGUUCAACUGGCCAACACAGAUUCGAAACAUGGGAACUGGCCCUUCUCACGACCGUCAUGAUUCUGAUUAUGAUUCUGGCCAUAGCUGGGAACACAUUGGUUUGCCUUUGCAUUUAUAUGAAGCAAGAAAUGAGGACAGUCACUGCAAUGUUCUUAGUCAAUCUUGCCUUGGCGGACCUCGGAACAGGCCUGUUUUGCGUACCCAUGGCAAUAGCUGCCAUCUUCGAUGUAAGCCUCCUUCGUAACGACUUUACCUGCACUUUUAACGCAUUCUGCAUCGUCUUAUUUUUCGUUGCAUCAAUCAAUACAUUGGCCGCAGCAAGCAUUUACAAAUAUAUCUCGGUUGGCUUUCCCAUGAGCCGAAAAGUCACCAAACAAGGAGCUUUCGUUAUCAUAUUCUUCAUUUGGCUUCUAUCGUUAUUAUUAGCUGCGGGCCCUGUCUUUGGCUGGAGCCAUUACUACUUGGUGACAAACAGAUACCAGUGCUCUCCAAAGUCUCCAGAAAGCAUUACAGAUUAUUCGCAUCUCACGGCCUUGUUCGUGUUUGGCUAUGCUUUGCCGCUCCCUGUGAUGACAUUCUGUUACGCAAGGGUCUAUUACAUUUCCAUGGGACAUUUUAAGAGAAUGCGACGCAACACAAUAUGUGACCUUACUUUACUGAAAUCAGAGACCCACCUGAUAGCCACCCUUUGGAUUGUCCUUAUCGUGUUUACAAUUUGCUGGUUGCCCUUCGUUGUUUACCUUAUGCGCGGAAUUCUGCAGCAUAGUGUCCCAAUUUACCUACCAAUAAUCGCGUUCACCUUUGGCUACUGCAACUCUUCUCUGAAUCCACUUGUGUAUACGAUGCGGUUAGCAUCAUUUCGCAGAGGCUUCAAAGAGAUCAUUACAAAAUGCUUCAAAAGAGAGAAAAUGAAGCCCGCGUAUCUUACAUACAGUGGACAUGGUAGAAGCCCCGAUGAUCAAACCAAUAACACGGCCGACACACUUAAGACAAGUCUUCCACGUGAUGCUUUCAGAAAAGCAAGCUUAGCUUAUGUCUUAGAAGGAUCAAACAAUAAAACCUUUUUCGUAGAGGAUGGGGGAAAAGCACUGAAAAGCAGGAAGAUUUCUGGGUAUAGGAUUUCGGAAACAAAAAUGUACCCGCGAAUUUCCCGCGACAGCAAUUCCGGUAAAGCAAACCAAGCGUAUGAUGAAGAAGCACAUGAAAAACAAAACAUCGAUAAGGUGGAAUUUCAAGACACAGUAGCUGUUUUUGACUCAUCAAAUAACUUAAAUAAAUCUAGACGGUUUUCGACUUCGAACAGACCCAUCUCGCGAUUGUACCCGCGUUUAUCACGCGAUGAAACGCACAACAAUUCUGAAUCAAGUAGCAAUGACACUGUUCCUUCAAACAUCAAUAAUGCGUACACGAGUGAAGAGCUGGGUGACGUCAUAGAGGAGGAUGCUUGUGAUGGAAUUGAAUUGAACGAAAAACAUGCUGAUUACGACUCAGACGAAAGGAACAGGGUUAUUUCUCUAACUGAAACCCGGUAUGAAAUGUUCAGCAAAUUAUUAAAACUUUGCCAGAAUUCAGAAUGGGAAUCACCCAGCGGGGAAUACCAAAUUUCACGUCGAAUCAAAGCUCAGUACAGCAUUCACGUGAUUUCAAAUCCCACGGAACAGGAAGCUGAAAUGUUUGGGAAACCAUGCAUACAUAAAGUAUUACGGACACUUAGAUGGAAAGACGUGGCUUAUGAUUCAUUAGGUAAUGUGGUCAUGAAGACGAGGCACGAAGUAGCCAAGGACGAGGCAAUUAAUCCAUCAGAAUUACCGUUGUAUAUGAGAGAACAUAUUGGAUCAGAAAUAAAAUGGCAGAGACGGUCAUCCAAAAUGUUACCAAGAUAGCAUUUAUACCAAGAUAGAUAUUCGUUGUCUUUUCGAAUCAGUAUUUAGUUAAUUUUGCUCAACUAGUUAAAAUUCUUAUAUUUAAUAAUAACAAUGGAUUGGAAGAAGUCACAUUGUGCUAAGGCUGCUGUUAGAUAGUCGAACUCUUAGCAUAUUACUUGUUCUUUGAAGCUUUUCAGAGCAUUUAAGGAAACUUCAUCAGAAGAAACUAAAUUGACGAUCCUUCAUAAGGUAAUGAAACGCUGCUCCCUGGUUUAUCGCAAACAUAAAUUCACAAACAAUUUUAGUGAAGUUUGGAUGAUGUGAUCACCAAAACUAUUUUCCCUUGAGUACAUCUCUAAAAACAAAUAAAAUCAAUUUUGGUAAAAGAAGGUUUUAUGUUUUCAACUAGUUUUUAACCAAAAACUGAAAAAAACAUAUUGAAGGAAACGUUAGAAUAAA
Molecule: messenger RNA, 3889 nt
Organism: Rhopilema esculentum
Lineage: Eukaryota; Metazoa; Cnidaria; Scyphozoa; Rhizostomeae; Rhizostomatidae
Source: RefSeq, a predicted model, not a curated record